CCCCCGCCUCGCUUUCCGGCAGUGUGGCGCCCCGCCGCUCUGGCCUGCGCUGCCUGCCUUACGGCAGGUGUCGCGCGGCCCCGGUGGUUUGCGACAGGUUCCCGGUGGCGGGGCCCGGUGGGCGCGAUGGACGUGGGGGAGCUGCUCAGCUACCAGCCUAACAGAGGGACAAAAAGACCCCGUGAUGAAGAGGAAGAGGAAAUCAAAGCGCGUCGGAAACAAGCCAGUGCCCGAGAGCAUGGUCGUCAUAGGGAAGAGGAGUCUGCUGCCCUGGAAGAAACUGAUGAUGAGAAGAAGAAACUCCUUCAGAUAAUUGAGAGGGAUGGAGAAGAGGAAGAUGAGGAAGAGGAACCUUUGGAUGAAAGUUCAGUGAAGAAGAUGAUUCUCACCUUUGAGAAGAGAUCCUACAAAAACCAGGAGCUGCGGAUCAAGUUUCCUGAUAAUCCAGAGAAGUUUAUGGAGUCAGAACUGGAUUUGAAUGACAUCAUUCAGGAAAUGCACGUGAUCGCGACGAUGCCAGGCCUGUAUCACCUGCUGGUGGAGCUGAACGCUGUGCAGUCUCUGCUUGGGCUGCUGGGACAUGACAACACAGAUAUCCUUCAGCUGUUAAAGCAGCUCUCAUGGGAAAGGCUUUCCACAGACUUUUCUGUAAUCUCUCAUGUUUCCAUAGCUGUGGUUGACUUGCUGCAAGAGCUGACUGAUAUUGAUACUCUCCAUGAGAGUGAAGAAGGAGCUGAAGUCCUCAUAGAUGCUCUUGUGGAGGGCCAGGUCGUGGCCUUGCUGGUCCAGAAUUUAGAGCGCCUGGAUGAAAGUGUGAAAGAGGAGGCUGAUGGUGUCCACAACACCCUGGGAAUCGUGGAGAACAUGGCAGAGUUCAGGCCGGAGAUGUGCACAGAGGCUGCACAGCAGGGCCUCAUGCAGUGGCUGCUCAAGAGGCUGAAGGCUAAGAUGCCUUUUGAUGCCAACAAGCUGUACUGCAGUGAGGUGCUGGCGAUUCUGCUCCAGAAUAAUGAUGACAACAGAGAAUUGCUUGGGGAGCUGGAUGGGAUCGAUGUGCUGCUUCAGCAGUUAUCUGUGUUUAAACGACACAAUCCAAAUACAGCAGAGGAGCAGGAAAUGAUGGAGAACCUGUUUGACUCCCUUUGCUCCUGCCUAAUGCUCAGCUCCAACCGCGAUCGCUUCCUCAAGGGUGAGGGUCUGCAGCUGAUGAACCUGAUGCUCAGAGAGAAGAAGAUUUCCCGCAGCAGUGCCCUGAAGGUGCUGGACCAUGCCAUGAUUGGGCCAGAGGGCACAGACAACUGUCACAAGUUUGUGGACAUCCUUGGGCUGAGAACCAUCUUCCCUCUCUUCAUGAAAUCACCCAAAAAGAUAAAGAAAGUUGGAACAACUGAAAAAGAACACGAAGAACAUGUCUGUUCCAUCCUGGCUUCCCUUCUGCGAAACCUGAGAGGGCAGCAGAGGACACGGUUACUGAAUAAAUUCACAGAGAAUGACAGUGAGAAGGUUGAUAGGUUGAUGGAGCUGUAUUUUAAGUACCUGGAUGCAAUGCAGGCAGCUGAUAAGAAGAUUGAUGGGGAGAAACACGACAUGGUGCGCCGAGGAGAGAUCAUCGACGAUGACAUGGAAGAUGAAUUCUAUCUCCGUCGUCUGGACGCCGGGCUCUUUGUGCUGCAGCUCAUCUGUUACAUCAUGGCAGAGAUCUGUAAUGCCAACGUUCCCCAGAUUCGUCAGAGAGUCCACCAGAUCCUGAACAUGAGAGGCAGCUCCAUUAAAAUUGUUCGACACAUCCUGAAGGAGUACGCGGAGAACAUCGGGGACGGGAAGAACCAGGAGUUCCGGGAGAGCGAGCAGAAACGGAUCCUGGAUCUGCUGGAGAAUUUCUGAGGCCCUGGGAGACACCUCUGUGUCUGCCCACAAGGACCUGGCGCCAGUCCUCCCUCCUCCUGCCCCUCCUCCAGCCUCUGUUGCACGAUCAAAGUGAUGUUUCUAUGAAACUGCUUCUAAAUGGGAUUUGGGAGAUAUUAAAGAUAGUUUGCUUUUUUUUUUU
This is a messenger RNA of Passer montanus (Eurasian tree sparrow), 2047 nucleotides long. It is a transcript of the gene CTNNBL1, whose product is annotated as catenin beta like 1. NCBI's taxonomy places the organism in Eukaryota, Metazoa, Chordata, Aves, Passeriformes, Passeridae. The record is from RefSeq and is a predicted model, not a curated record. The transcript is spliced from 16 exons. Bases 127 to 1884 code for a protein of 585 amino acids. Gene Ontology annotation, cellular component: spliceosomal complex.